This is a messenger RNA of Manihot esculenta (cassava), 1758 nucleotides long. Its product is annotated as protein ABCI12, chloroplastic. Gene Ontology annotation, cellular component: chloroplast. The coding region runs from base 53 to 1300 and encodes 415 amino acids. NCBI's taxonomy places the organism in Eukaryota, Viridiplantae, Streptophyta, Magnoliopsida, Malpighiales, Euphorbiaceae. The transcript has 8 exons. The record is from RefSeq and is a predicted model, not a curated record.
GUAAAGGAAGAUUUACUGUGUCUACUCGUCCGGCUCUGCAACAACAAUACCGAUGAGCUCCGCUAACAGCACAAUCCUAAAUACCAUUUCCCCUUCUUUAUGUGGCAAGUUUCGAAACCCUAAUUUCAAAACCUUAAUUCCGCAAAGUCGCAUACCUAUUUACUCUAAAUGUCGUCUAAACCAUACACCUACUAUUUCGUUUUAUAACAUCCCUGCAAGUUUAAAGCUGAGAAGUUCCAAAAUUAGAGCUUCAGGGGACAGCACGGGUGAGACUGGGAACUGGUUAAACCAGUUUUCGAGCGGUGCUUUGGCGGCCGAUAAAAUUUUUAGACUUAUUUCGGGUGCCACAGCGAGUCCCAUUGCCCAGUUCAUAUCUUCGCCAACCACCUUUUUGCAUUCUGUUGACCCCAGAAUCAAAUUGAUAUGGCUCUUGGUCUUAGUUGUUUUGCCAGCACGGUCACAUAUAAUAAUGCGUUUUGGAUUGGUGGUGUACAUUGCUCUUCUGUCAAUAUGGAUUCUCCCAAGACAAGUCUGGAUGGAUCAAUUGGGAAGAGUGUCAUUGCUUUCUGGGAUUCUAUUCAUAAUGUUGGGGCUGGGUGCAGAUAGUGCACCUCCUCUUGUCCAGCCAAGAACUCCACCGCCUGCAAUGAUGGGCUUGCCUAAUCUUCCUGUGUCUUUGGAAGGUUAUUCAUAUUUAAUCAUGAAGCUAGGACCAUUAAAGUUUACAAGGAAGGGUUUGUCAGUAGCAAGCACGGCUGCAUGCUUAACCUUCACUAUUUUCCAAAGUGCAAGCCUCUGCCUGGCAACCACAACUCCAGAACAAUUGGCAUUUGCAUUGCGGUGGUUUAUGCUCCCUUUGAGGUGUAUUGGUGUACCAGUUUCUGAAAUCACUCUUACCCUCUUGCUGUCUUUGAGAUUCAUCAAUCUAGUGUUUGAUGAGGUACGCAAUGUUGCACUAGGCAUUGUAUCUCGCAGGAUAAAUUGGGAGCAAUUGACAAUCAUGGAGACAAUUGAUAGUAAGCACACAGUUCUACCAUUUUAUCUUCUGAGAGAAACAAGAGUAGAGAAGGGAGUGAGGGGAGUUUUUGCUUCCUACAUCCGUCGAAUCUUCAAGAAUAUCUUUAACCAUGCAGAGCAGAUAUCCCAGGCCAUGAUUGUGCGAGGCUUUAGAGGGGACAGCAACUCUCAUAAAAUCUACUUCUUAUCAGGAUCAUCAAUUGGGAUGGCAGAUUUUAUUUCCGUAUUGUGCCUAAUUGGUGUUGUGGGUGGUGCUUUUCUAUCUGACUAUUUCCUUGUCUGAGUACCAUCUCUGCAGUUAUAUAGAUUCAGCAGCUUGUAAAAAUUUUACAAUUGACUGAAGAUGAUGCACUCUCAAAGUCAAUUCAUUUGCAACUAUUCCAAACAAGUGGUGGUUUAGCCAUGUGACCAAGGCGGGAAGCGUGGAUUGGGCCACCUACUAAAAUAUGGAAGACUUUUAAGUAGUUAUUUUGAGUGUGCAUUAAAAUUGUCCAGGUCCGCUCUUAAAUUUCUAUUGCCUAGGAUGUCUCUGCGUUCAUUGUUUUUGAUUAAGACCUUUGUAGCAUACCCUUACAGCCCUUACAGGUGGUGCAUGGGACAUUAUUGUAUAUGGCUAGAGGAAGUAUUUUUGAAAUACAGAUGAGUGCACAAAAAAUACAGCUAGAUCACUGCACAUUUUAGCUGUGUAACUUGCCAGGGUUCUCAUAAGAAAUAGGAAAGAGAGAGAAUUUACAUGUUCUA